Messenger RNA from Linepithema humile (Argentine ant), 1963 nucleotides. Its product is annotated as G-protein coupled receptor Mth2-like. Gene Ontology annotation, molecular function: transmembrane signaling receptor activity. The record is from RefSeq and is a predicted model, not a curated record. Lineage: Eukaryota; Metazoa; Arthropoda; Insecta; Hymenoptera; Formicidae. Gene Ontology annotation, cellular component: membrane. Gene Ontology annotation, biological process: cell surface receptor signaling pathway.
UUCCUGUCAUUCAGUUUCCUGAUGUGCACUUGCGCGCUUGCUGAAGCAACUUUAUCAUUCGUUCUAUUUGCUCAGAUAAAAAAUUGUUCUAAAAAAUUGCUACAAAUUGAAGUUAUUACGCGUUAUUGCGCGUAAUUUUGUUUGUAUAGUUAACAUUACAAUUACAGAAGUGUAUUUAACCAUGUAAAAGAAUAAAGUGGUUUUAGUAAAUUCGGUGUGUCAACAAUUCAACGAUGUGUCGACGAAGUCUCGCGUUUUUGUUUUGCGCAUUUUUGCUUAUCGUUUCGUCUUUGGGAGAAGACAAAGAAUACUGGAAAAACUUUACAAAUGACAAUGAACAGAGAGACAAUUCGACAAUGCCACAGAAGCUUAAUGCAAAUCAAGACGAUUUGGCGCACAAUUUGCGCGAAAAUUCCGGCAUCGAUACCGCGAGCAAUGAAAGCAAGAAUUUUACGCACGAACUUCGUGUAAAAUCCAAUGAGAAUGACGAUGCAUGUAAUAAUACUUGUCAAUUAAUCAAGGAUCAUUGCGUGUUUUGGCAGGACUAUUUUGUUUUGCUGCAAUGGCCGAAUGUCACAUCGAGUAAUGCGAACUUAAAGAGAGCGUUUAAGGUUAUAGCCAACGCUACAUGCAAGGAAGAACACUUCUCGUUUAACAAGUAUACGAAUAACGAGAAUGCGAUGUUCUUCGACAACGGCUCUUCGCCUCAAUUACGUCGUGAUAUAUUUAUCUCGCGGAUAUCCGACUGUCUCCUUGCGGAGUACAGAGCAUGGGAGAACAACGUAACUUUUUGCGACUUUACAAUAUAUACCACGAAAGAGACAAUGUGGAUAUAUUUGAUAAUCUUUAAUGCACUUAUGAUAGUGUCCGCAUUGGGUUUGCUGAUGACAUUCAUCGUGUAUUCUGUAUGUCCGGAGCUACGGAAUUUGCACGGAUACGCGUUGCGCUCAUACGUCAUCUCGUUUUUCUUCAUAUACAGUAUUCUGCUCAUCGAAAGUGUCGCAUUAUACAUUAAAGUAGAUCUGAACUAUUUCAGCUGCCUUGGAAUAGCUUUUAUAUUUUACUUCUUCUCAAUAGCAAGCUUUCUGUGGCAAAGUGUAAUAUGCUUCGACAUUUUUUGGACAUUUGGAGGAUUUCGUUCGACACAAAGAAGCGUAAAGCAAUCACAGAGAAAGAUGUACGUAAUGUGUUCUAUUUAUGCAUGGGGAAGCACCUGUGGUUUUAUUAUCAUACUGGCGAUUAUAAAUUUUGUUUCCAAUAUAUCUAAGAAUAUUCAACCAAAAAUGUGCCUCAACAUACUCAAUUUAGCGGAUGAUGCAAUUAAUCCAUACUUCAACACAUUCAUGAGUAUUAUUACUGUCGGUAACAUUGGUUGCUUUAUUUUUACAAUAUUGAAAAUUGUAUGUAUCAAGAAAGACGUUGAUCAUCAUCUGAGAGACUCGGAGAGCAAUUGCAACGAUAACAAUAAGCAAAGGUUUAUCGUGUAUUUAAAACUAUUUAUUCUGAUGGAUAUAAUUACAAGUCUGAGGUGGACUAUAACAGCAGUGUGGAAGUACGGAUCAUUCAAUGUAGCGUAUCCUCUACACAUAUUAUAUGCCUUGCAAGGCAGUAUCGUUUUCAUUUCAUUUGUGUGCAACAAGAAAAUCCUACAGCACUUGCGAAAGCAAUGUGCGAGUUGCAAGAACAGCGGUCCAUUUUACAGAAAAUCGAAGAAUAAUACUUACGUUAGACCCUUACGCACCGCUAUUGACAUGAGAAAGAUGGUCUUGUUAAAAGUCAGCAAACAGGCCAACUAUCACAGGGAAAAUUCGUCUGAAGACAUAACCGAUAACACUACAAUGUAAGAGAAGAUAUAUUUUUUUAUUGCGACGUUGUGAUAAUGGAUUAAGUUUUUUUAACAUGUUACUAUAAAUACAAUCAAUGUAAAGAUAUGUUUGAAAAUAUAUUAUAUUUUGAUAUGUAA